AUGACCUGGAGAUACCGCGUGUUACCUCAGGUAUCCAGACGGCUUCACUACAGUCGUCCCCUGCUCCAACUUCCUCUCUGGCCCGUGCGGAAUUACUCCCAUUCAACUCACCCUCUCCUCGAUCCAACCGAAAAGCUCGAGGAAGAAACCCUGCCAUGGUACUCACCCGAGAGAUUCUAUCCUGUAAAAGUUGGUGAGGUAUUCCAAACGCGGUAUCAAGUCGUUGGAAAACUGGGCUACGGGGGUUACUCAACCAUCUGGUUGUGCAGGGAUCUGUGGUUAGUCGAAUCCUACCCUAUCCACAAUCGAUGCGGUAAGUCUGACCUAGUUAGUCCGGAUAGUCAGCGCAGCAAAUAUGUCACGCUGAAGGUCUUGGAGUGCAAUUCGCCAGAAGCACAAAGAGAGAUGUCAGCCUACGAUCAUCUAAAUUCGCGUAAUGUACCAGAUCAUGCUGGUGCCAAGCUUAUCCGAAGAGCAUUGGAUAGCUUCCAGAUCGCAUCCGAGAAAGGCACGUUCGGAUGUCUCAUCCAUCCACCCCUUGGAAUGAGUAUGCACGAAUUUCGCACCCAACUCAAGGCCAGAGUACUUCCCGAGAGUAUAGUCAAGUUGACUUUAAUACAUCUUCUUCUUGCUCUGGAUUAUCUCCAUAUGGAGGCUGGAAUUGUUCAUACAGAUAUCCAAGAAAGGAACAUCAUGAUGGGAAUUGAAGACUCUUCUAUUCUAUCUCACUUCGAAGAAGAAGAAAGAUCCAAUCCCAGCCCUCGCAAAUUUGCUGGCGAUCGGGAGAUCUACACAUCCCGGAAACUCAGAAAAACCAAGCAACAUGGUCGUCCAACGCUAUGCGAUUUCGGCCAGGCUCGCUUUGGAUCGAGCUUCUACUCUGGGGAUAUUCAGCCUUAUAUAUACCGGGCGCCUGAGGUAAUAUUGCGAUUGCCCUGGAAUGAGAAGGUGGACAUUUGGAAUAUUGGAGUAUUGACUUGGGAUAUCUUCCAACAAGGACAUCUAUUCUACGGUCGAGAUCCUAACCAAAGCCCUUCUGAUGCUCAUCAUCUCGCUGAAAUGGUUGCUAUUAUGGGACUGCCACCGAAAGAAAUGGUGCAGAACAGCGAAUAUGCAACCACGUUCUUCGACGUCGAGGGAAAUUGGAAGGGAGCUGUUGACAUCCCUGGUAUCUCUCUAGAGAAGCUUGAAGGAAAUCUGCAAGGUGAAUCACAGCAACUCUUCCUCCGGUUCCUUGGGGAAACCCUCAAAUGGAAUCCCGAUGAGCGGCCAUCAGCAAGAGACCUUUUAGAUGAUCCCUGGCUACGGUCAACAUAA
This is a messenger RNA of Aspergillus luchuensis, 1317 nucleotides long. RefSeq lists its product as uncharacterized. Bases 1 to 1317 code for a protein of 438 amino acids. NCBI's taxonomy places the organism in Eukaryota, Fungi, Ascomycota, Eurotiomycetes, Eurotiales, Aspergillaceae. Gene Ontology annotation, biological process: protein phosphorylation; spliceosomal complex assembly; regulation of mRNA processing. The record is from RefSeq and is a predicted model, not a curated record. Gene Ontology annotation, molecular function: protein kinase activity; ATP binding. The transcript has 4 exons.